Messenger RNA from Gryllus bimaculatus (two-spotted cricket), 1922 nucleotides. The record is from the annotation of a GenBank genome assembly. Lineage: Eukaryota; Metazoa; Arthropoda; Insecta; Orthoptera; Gryllidae.
AUGGGAUCCGGGAGCGGAAGCGGGAGCGGGUCUUCGGCGGCGGCGGCGGCGGCGGCGCUGCCGGGCGAGGGCGACGAAGGCGGGGUGCUGCCUCUGCCGCUACUGCUGGCGCUGGUGCUGGUGCUGCCGGCGGCCGCCGCGUGGUUGGCCGAGUGGCGCCGGCGGCGCAGGCGCUUCGUGCGGCUGGGCGACCGCCUGCCCGGACCCAGAGGCCUGCCGCUGCUCGGCAACGCCCUCAGCUUCCUCGGCGCCAACGAGGAUGUGUUCCAGACCGUGUAUCGAAUGUGCUUCGAAGAUUCAGCAGUUGUGAGGCUGUGGAUUGGACCUCGCCUUCUCGUCUUCCUCGUGGAUCCCCGAGAUGUGGAGCUGGUACUUGGCAGCAACGAGCAUCUGGACAAAUCAGCUGAAUACCGCUUCUUCGAGCCGUGGCUCGGAGACGGGCUCCUCAUCAGCUCAGGGAGCAAGUGGCGCGCGCACCGCCGCCUCAUCGCACCCGCCUUCCACCAGCACGUGCUCAAGGGCUUCGUGCCGCUCUUCAACGCGCACGGCCGCGCGCUGGUGGAGCGCCUGCGCGCGCAAGCGGCGGUCGGCGGCGGCCGGCCCUUCGACGUGCACGCCCCGCUCGGCGCCGCCACCGUCGACAUCCUCCUAGAAACGGCAAUGGGCGUUACUAAAGAGACAGAUGGUGUAAAUGGCUGCGAAUAUGCUGCUGCUGUCAUCAAAUUGUGCGACAUUCUGCACAUGCGCCACACUCGCCUUUGGCUGCGCCCCGACUGGCUGUUCCGCCUCACGUCGCUGGGCCGGGAGCAGGCGCGCCUGCUGCGCGUCGUGCACGGGCUGACGGAGCAGGUAAUUCGCCGGAAGAAAGAAGAAAUGCAACUUGCGAACUGGCGAGAAUUUCUACCUGAGCAAGUGGCUAGAGUGGAAUACAUUGGCUGGCAGCAAAACCACGCUGAACAGGUUCAAACACCUAAGGACGACUUGGAUGAACAAGAUGAGAAUGAUGUGGGUGAAAAGAGAAGAUUGGCAUUUUUAGACAUGCUUCUGGAGAGUACUGAUGAUGGGCAAGCUCUAACAGAUGAUGAAAUCAAAGAAGAAGUUGACACGAUCAUGUUUGAGGGGCACGAUACUACCGCAGCUGCUAGCAGCUUUUUCCUCUCUCUCAUGGGCAUUCACCAAGACAUGCAAAGACGAGGAGGACGGGAAGGCCAAAGCUCUGACAGAGCCUCUUGCGGCCAGGAGCGCGCGGUGCAGGAGCUGCGGUCGAUCUUCGGCUGCUCGUCGCGGCCAGCGACCUUCGACGACGUGCAGCAGAUGAAGUUCCUGGAGCGCUGCAUCCUGGAAACGCUGCGCAUGUAUCCCCCUGUGCCAGUGGUCGCGCGCGAGCUCAAGCGCGACUUGCAACUAGCGUCGAGCGACCUCGUGGUUCCCGCGGGCUGCACCGUGGUGGUGGGCACGUACCGCGUGCACCGCCGCGAGGACCUGUACCCGCACGCCGACGCCUUCGACCCCGACCGCUUCCUGGCCGACGCCGAGGCGGCGCAGCGCCGCCACUACUACUCCUUCCUGGCGUUCAGCGCGGGCCCUCGCAGCUGCGUCGGGCGAAAAUAUGCGAUGCUGAAACUGAAGAUAUUAUUAUCAACUAUUUUGAGGAAUUUCAAAAUAUAUUCUGAUAUCGAAGAAAAAGAUUUCAGAUUGACAGGAGACAUAAUUUUAAAACGAGCUGAAGGAUUCCAGAUCAGGCUUGAACAACGUCAGGAAAAAAAUCUAACACCUGCUGCAUAAAUUCUUGUAAUAAAGUUAUUUUAUCCAUAAAAUGUUUGUGGAUAAGAAAUGAGACAGAGAAAUGAUUAACAGUUGUGUUGGAUAUGAAAUCCCUCAAUGUUAUCUCACAACAACGUUUUCAUAUAUAGUGUGCGUUU